AGAGCGGCUGGGCCUGCGGGGACCCAGGCCCCCCACGAACCACUGCGCCCCCCCGGCUGACCCCUCCCCGAAGGGGCGCCCUGAGCCCCCUGGGGCUUUGGGAACAGGCCCGCCUGGCAGGCGCUACUCCCCCCCUUGGCUGAGAAAGCGUGGGGGGCAGCUUCUCCCGCCUCGGUCCCCGCGGAGCAUCUUUCCCGGGCGGUGUUUUCCCCUCUGCCCCCCCGGGCCGUGACAGCCCAAUUGGGGUUCCCGUGGGUGGCGCUUGGGGUGUCUUUCGAUGCGUGGCGAUGCUGGAAUGCGCCCCACAACCGGUGGGGGCUGCUUCUCAGAAAAGGCCACUGAUGGCUCCCUACAGAGCGAAGACUGGACGCUGAACAUGGAGAUAUGUGACAUCAUCAAUGAGACAGAAGAAGGCCCAAAGGAUGCUGUUAGAGCUCUCAAGAAGAGACUGAAUGGAAACAAAAACUACAGAGAAGUAAUGCUGGCUCUCACGGUACUGGAAACGUGUGUAAAGAACUGCGGCCACCGCUUCCAUAUCCUUGUAGCAAACAGAGAUUUCAUCGAUGGUGUCCUGGUUAAAAUCAUUUCACCCAAGAAUAAUCCUCCCACGAUCGUUCAAGAUAAAGUGCUUGCACUGAUUCAGGCUUGGGCUGAUGCUUUUCGAAGUAGUCCUGACCUUACAGGGGUUGUGCACAUUUAUGAAGAGCUGAAGAGGAAAGGGGUAGAGUUCCCCAUGGCUGAUCUGGAUGCUCUGUCGCCAAUACACACUCCACAGAGAAGUGUUCCUGAAAUUGACCCGGCUGCCAACAUGCACAAGUCCCAGUCUCAGCAAAAGAUGAGCUCCAGCUCCUAUUCCUCUACCUCCCCUACAACUUUCCCGGGUUCUCAGGCCCCCGCUCUGAAUGUGGCCGGCCCCAUCAAAGCAAAUACAGAACAGAUCGCACGAUUACGCAGCGAAUUGGACGUUGUUCGUGGCAACACAAAGGUGAUGUCAGAGAUGCUCACAGAAAUGAUCCCUGGGCAAGAAGAUUCAUCAGACCUUGAGUUACUGCAGGAGCUGAACCGCACUUGCCGAGCUAUGCAGCAACGGAUUGUGGAGCUGAUCUCCAGGGUCUCCAAUGAAGAGGUCACGGAGGAGCUGCUUCAUGCUAACGAUGACUUGAAUAACGUCUUCCUUAGAUAUGAGAGGUUCGAACGCUACAGGUUGGGUCGAUCUGCACGGAACGCAAGUAAUGGGGUUCUCAGUGAGGUGACUGAGGACAACUUAAUAGACCUGGGCCCUGGUUCCCCGGCAGUGGUCAGCCCCAUGGUUGGAAACACAGCCCCCGCCUCUACCCUUUCUUCUCAGCUUGCUGGGCUUGAUUUGGGCACCAACAACGUGAGUGGGACCCUCAGCUCGCUCCCCCACAGCAAUCCCCGUGAGGACUUUGACAUGUUUGCACAAACGAGAGGCAGUUCCUUGCCAGAUCCGCGUAAGACCAUGACAAGGGAGGAGCCACAGGCAACUAAAGGACCAGCACCUGCCUCUGAUACCCGGAAACCAAAUUCCGGAGGGAGGAGAGGGAAAAGUGGGAGUUCACCCAUGGAGCCCAUAGACAAGUGGCUCAUCUCCCAAGGAAUGAUUCCUGUCCCACAGUCCUCUGUCAUGGAGGACAUUGAGGAGUGGCUCAGUACCGAUGUGAAAGGAGAUGAACUGGAAGAAGGUGUGACCAGCGAAGAAUUUGACCGAUUCCUUGAGGAGCGUGCCAAAGCGGCUGAAAGGAUCCCCAACCUGCCCUCGCCUCCUCAGGAGGAGCCCGCACCGGCCCCACCGAACGCCCCCAGCCAAAGGAAGACGGAGCACUCCGAGGACGCCCUCUUUGCGCUGUAGUGCUCCUUCCCCUGGGCUCUCCCUGCUCAGGCGGCGGCAGCAGCGGCACAUGCCAAGCGCGACCCGGCUGGCGAUGGGCUCCCUCCCGUCCCCGGGUGCCCUUUUCUUUCCCCUGGGCCCCGGCCCCACUCCCCUAACCUUUGAAGGGCCUUGGCAGCAGUUCUGCCACUCGGAUAGCCGUGGUUUUCCCCUGAAGUCCCUCGCUCGCCUCUGCCCCGUUGAUGAUGCUGAGAUGUUUUUCCUUUUUUGUUUAAAAAAAAGAGAGAUCUGCACGACAACUCCCCCCCCCCCCGCAUAUACAAAAUAGCCACGCCGUCCAUCCUGGCUUUGCUGUAGGGUGGAACUACUCCAAAGCCUGGCCCAGGGUCCCUCCUGCAAGCAUCAGAGCAGACCUUCAGCGUCACCCUCCCAACUGUGGCUUUUUUCUCUCUCAGCUUAACUAGAAAAGCUAAUCUGAAGGAGGUUUGUUCCGGGAGGGUGGUCCCAGUUCUCACAAAGGCCCCAGCGUUGUUCAGCCUGCGCGGGGUCCGUCGGUUAGGGACCAGCCUCUCUGCAGGCUCCAGAGCGAGCCGGCUGCCUCUCUUUUCUUCCGUUGCCCCCGGGCUCUAGGUGGGCUCAGAGAUUCAGCCCCACCGUGGGGGGGGGGGGACAGGCCAGUGCGCCCCUCCAACUGUCUUUACUAGGAUCGUAUUUGUAAGGGGAAGAGAGGCCAGCCACAGAAAGGAUUGCUCUUUGCACUGGAAAUGCUAACCCCGCGCAGCAGAAUCUCUGGAGGUAGGAAACACUCCGUGUGUGGGUGGGUGGACGCAUGUGUGUGCAUGUAUGUUUGUGUGUUUAUAUACGUGUGUGUGUGUGUGUGUGUACGUGUGUAUUAAAAACUCUUUUGCAUUCAGAAUCACUAAAUGGCACUACAAUAUCAGUGGGAUUCUUUUCCAAACACUAGCGAAAAGCGGGGAACGGGGUCAUGGGGCAGUCCUGUUGAAAGGAGUGGGAUCUUCGGUACUCCCGUGACUCCAGUAUUUCAGUAGCAGGUGCACAAGAGCCCCGUCGGCUCGACUGGGACUUUAAUCAUUACCUCUCCCCCCACCCCGGCCCAGCCCAGUCCAGUUUGCACGCUUUCCUUUCCUUUCUUUCCUUUCUUUCUCAGAAGGUUCUUCUGCAGUUUUUCAUUCAAUACCGCUGUAUGUCCAGAACUUGACCGGGAAAGAGAUGCAGUUCUUUUUCAAAACACAUUUUCCACUUUGGGGAGAGAUGAUAGCCUUGUCCCUUUUUUAAAAAAUGGGCAAAGGUUUCUAAAGGGCACAUUUCUAUAGGGUGGAUGCCAUCGAAAAGGCUUUUAAGAGGGUGCAAAAAUAACUUAGUGUGGGAUAAGUGCUUCCUCAUGAAAUUAAAUUAAAAGGCGUUACCCUAAAGCACGGAGCAUCCUUGCCUCGCCUUCCCCCAAGCUGCAUCCAGGUUGUGCACCGUGGGCUGCUGUCCUCUACCCCAGGACCGGGGGGGACACUUCAGUGUUUCUGGGCAGAGGAACGGGUGGCUUCCCACCUGGGCAGAGCUGCUGCCAGCCCCGGAAAAAGGCUGCUUUUUUUCUCCAGGGCCCCCGUUCUUUGCUCGGAGACUUCCCCACUGCCAACGUCACUUGGCACAGACGUCAAGCCUGCCUUUAGCAGUCCGGGAGGUGGAGCGGAUGUUUCUUGGCAAUCCCGAUAGCCCAUCGGGCUCACCAAGCCCAGCAGGAAAAGCAGCUGUGGUGCUCAAGCCUGAACCACCCCUCCCCUCUUUGGGAUGACACUCGUGUGGGGCAGCUUCAGCGGACAGGGCAGAGGAGGAGUGACGGGAGCAAAGGAGGAAGAAAGCAGGGCUGACCUCCCCUGGGGAUUUGGGCCUAGAAAAGACAGCUUUUAGUUUUUCCCAGCUUGAUCCACAAAUCUACCCUCUUAUCCCUCUCACUGUGUCCUCCAGUUGCCCUGCUGUACUGUUUAUUACAGCCCAAAGACCCCCAAAUUGCCCCCUGCGCCUUUGCAACAGGUUGCCUCCGCAAGCGGUCAAGCUCCCGGGUGGUCUUCCUGGAUGCAGGCAAGCAGACCAGGAGUGCCACCUGGGCCUCGCUGACCCCCAGCUGAGAGCGUGCUUGCCCCACCAGUUCCUAGCCGCUGGCUGCCCUCCCUCCCCUGCUUAGCUCUAGGAACGUAGAGGAGAGGAAACCCGCCAGCCGUAAUUCCCACAGCAGCCUCCAGAAGCUCCACCGCUGGGAUCUGGCUUCAAGGGGGCGACACAGAAAGAAUGACGCGCUCUUGCUGAAAAUAAGCCACCACCCCAGUUUGGCAGCAAGAAGUCGGCUGGCGCUUUGACAGCUGUUCCCCUGGCAAACCAGCUUGCGUCUCGGGAGAAGAGCGAGGAGGCUCCCGUGGGCUCGCAUGUCAGCCGCUGCCCCGGGAGCCUCCAGCCCCUCGGCCUGGCCUCUUGCUGGCCCCCCCCUUUUCCCUGCAUCCUUCCACCAGCCUUCCAAAUGCUCACUCUUCUCCAAACACUUCUCCAGAGCAUCUUCCCUGGGUUUCCUGCUGGGUUGCAUUUUGUUGGUCUUCCCCCCCCCGCAAAAGACUACCUACCUGCUAAUUGUUCAGCGUAUCUCUUUCCCUGAAACCAGUAUCAUAGCAUUGCCAUCUGUAUAUUUAAAACUACAACAACUUCUCUAGAUGUCCAAAUUAAAAAUGGAUAAUAUUUAUUGACAGACAAUAUUCAACGUUUGUUUUAUUUGAGGAAGUUGAGGGGCGGUCAAAUGGAAUUCAUUGUUUAAAGAAAAAUGUAAAGAUAACUAUGUAAAAAUAAUAAUAGUAAUAAUAAUACUUAAAUCCAUUUAAAGCUGUCCUAGCUUCUUUUUCUUCCACUAGUGACAAUAUCCCUGAGAGCAAAACCAGCUGGGGGGUUUUGCAUAAGGUUGCAUUAAUAGAUAGAUGGUCACUUAACUCUCCUUUUGGAUGUGUCUGUGUCUCUGUACAUAUAUAUAUAUUUAUAGAUAUAGAUAUAUAUUGUUUCCGCAUGUGAAAAUCCUCUCAAUAAAAAAACCCAGUGCAAUCUGUAGAGCGAUAACGACUGGAACUCCCUUACCCAUGGUUUGGCUGUAGUAAAGCUGCAUUGGGAUUUUGUAGGCCUUUGAACACAAAGGCCAGAAGAAAUUGAUGCUGAACCUGAAAGGAUUUGAUACCUUAUUUUCCUUUCUCCCCGCUUUGCAUUUGCAAGAGUUCUUUCCCAGUUUUGGGGGGCAAGUGAAUUUUUUCUUUUUUAUUGUACUUUCCAGCUCUGCUUUCAGUCCAGAGCGAGCCACAGGGCAAGUCAGAAUAGCUGCGGGCCAGACACCUAAUCAGGCAACUCCUUGCAGCUUUUUUUAUUUGGCAAAGCAGUUGAAGCUGGGCCUUGUUUCUCAACUCUCUUCUGCACUAAUGUCUGAAGGAGGAAAGGAGGGCCCCGCCGAUCCCUUCUGGUUCAGCUUCCCGGGCGGUGCGUUGGGCGAGAGAGCAAUGCCUCUGCAGAUGGAAGAGAUGCUCCAGCAUCCAGAACCCUGUUGCCCAUCACAGGUACAACCAGUGCUGCCAAAACAGCAGAAAGCAGUGUGCCACGUCCUGUUUUCUCUAAUGCAACCAUGUUGUAAGGGGUGAGAGGACCUUUGGCUCCAGGAGCCUCCACCCCCUUCUCCCCUCCCCAGUCCCACCCUUCUUCUUCACCUGCCCACCGGCAGUGAGCAAAAUCAGGUCACCCUCUCUUCAGGGCCAGGCCUGCAAGGGCACCACAGCUGGUGCUGUGGACCGUGGCAAAGGACUUCCCCCCAGGAUGCCACAGAGAGGGCAGAAAAGCAACAGCUGCUUCUACCAUCUGCGUGCCAAAGUCCAUUGCCUCUGACUAUAACGGCAUUUUUCUGUCUGGCUAAGACACACCUGCUGGGUUUUGACCCAAAUCCAUCUAGAACAGUGUUUCUCAAACUUGGCCACUUUAGGAUGUGUGGACUUCAACUCCGUGGCUGGCUGGGGAAUUCUGGGAGUUGAAGUCCACCCAUCUUCAAGUUCCCAAGGUGGAGAAACACUGCGCCGGAGAGUUUUCCUUCCCAUCUCACCCCUGGAUUUCGGUGUUGCAGAAAGCUGCACCUGUUGAACUUCUGGGAAAGGAAUGGGAGAAUAAAGAGAAGGGGCGGGAUCCAAGACAAAGUUGAGAAGAACCCUUGCCUGAAGCAGCAAAACAAAAUCCCCCCGCCUCUCCCAUCUUUGCAGGUGGGUUUCUGAGCUUUGCAAGGACUUGGCCGGGGGCUUUCGAGUGACACCCUGCACUCCAAGAACCAGCCUUACCGCAUUUCCCAUGCUGCCCAGUCAACGCAGUUCUUCCCCACCUCCUGCAGUUCGGCAUCUUGUUAGCAGCAGAGCAGGCUGUUUCUUGCAAGUCCUGCACUGGGGCAGUUACUUAGGUUGCAACGCUGGCGCCAGCAAAUGUGCGAACGCACUUCCUUCUUGACCCUCCAAGUCCAGCC
This is a messenger RNA of Python bivittatus (Burmese python), 6383 nucleotides long. NCBI's taxonomy places the organism in Eukaryota, Metazoa, Chordata, Lepidosauria, Squamata, Pythonidae. The record is from RefSeq and is a predicted model, not a curated record.